CUUGUGUCGGACUAUUUCAGAACAGAGGCCAGCAUUUAGUCAUUCUGCGUGAACGCUGCACACGCGCACACACGUACAUACGCGCGCGCACACACACGCUCGUCCGCCGAAGUCCGCUGUAACCGGACCAGGAGGAUUUUCUAUUUCCAAAUGUUCCGAGGACCCGUGCGCGCUUGACUUUCUUGUACUCUUUGGCAAAGCUUUGCGAGGGUGAUCUACUGGAUCCUUUUACGCACAGCGACUGUACGCAGAGAAGAGGACAAUGCCGCGAUCCUUCUUGGUCAAAAAGUACUUCGCUAGGCAAAAACCAAACUACAGUGAACUGGAGUGUCAGAAUGACGCUUCGCCGGAGAGGUAUCCGCUGGCCGAGCUCCCGUCGGGAGACAGCGCGUCUGCCGCCUGCUUCGCCGCCGGCCUGGUGUGGGACCUCAGCGUGCUGCCCGCCCUCUACCUGCCCGCGUCCCAAACCGAGCCGUCCGCCGCCCCGGGCCCGCUGGACCUCAGCUCCCCGUCCAGCCUGAGCAGCAGCGCCAGCAGCAGCGGCGAGGAGGACGAGGGCCGCAGCUCGGACCCCCCCAGCCCCGAGCCCGUGCACACGUACGCCCCCCGCCAGCGCAUGAAGUGCACCGGCGCCGCGGCCCACGGCGGCCCCCCGGGGGAGGAGGAGCGGGAGGCCCCCGUCACGGCGGCCCGCCCGGCCUUCCUCUGCAAGCACUGCCCCAAGGAGUACACCAGCCUGGGGGCCCUGAAGAUGCACAUCCGCUCGCACACGCUGCCCUGCGUGUGCACCACCUGCGGCAAGGCCUUCUCCAGGCCGUGGCUGCUGCGCGGCCACAUCCGCACGCACACAGGCGAGCGGCCGUUCUCCUGCCCCCACUGCAACCGGGCCUUCGCCGACCGCUCCAACCUGCGCGCCCACCUGCAGACCCACGCCGAGGUCAAGAAGUACCAGUGCGGCGUGUGCUCCCGCACCUUCAGCCGCAUGUCGCUGCUGCAGAAGCACAGCUCGUCGGGCUGCUGCUCGCCCACGGCGUGAGACGUCCCGACGCGGAGACGGAGGGACCCACGGAGAGCUCAGGGUAGCGGACGCUCACAGCGCCUCCACGCAGGCCCAGCUGGGCCGCUUGGGACCUGCGAGGCCACCGAGAGCACGGGGAGACCCGGCAGGAGCUUCAUGACGGAUCUGUCCUCACGAGUUUUUCUAGCGUCUGUGUUUUAUGAGAAGAAGAGCGGAGGAGAAUUUUUUUUUUUCUAUCUUGUAGACUGAUUUCUCAAAGGCUGGACCAACUCUGAACAGAACAAUGCCGACACCCACUUGAUCUCAGCCCCUCUGUCGCCGUGUUCCAAAGACCAAAUAUGUAGUGAACUCAUCGGGGUAAGAGGUGCUCUUUCCUGUCUCUGUCCUGGUGCCGGCCAGCUCAGGAUCACGGCCUAGUCACAGCUGCUGAGAGGUAGGGGUGCGUGGGUGGGAUAAAUCUCUCAGCGUGCCUCAGAACACACACACACACACACACACAUAAAAGCAAGUGCACACACAGCUGUCCCUGGUACUGUGUUGUAGAUAGACGAGGUGCUAACAGGUGCUCCAGCCAUGACCUUCGCUGGUUGAUAGCAGGUGACUUCCACUGCCCUUGAUUCGCUUCAAGACGAAAAAAAAAAAGAGGAAGCAUGUCAUCCCUGAAGAAUGGCAUCGGUUAGUCUCGUUCGGGCCGCGAGGAUUGUUUUAAGCUUCUAUUUUGGCUACAGCCGAACCUCCUCUUUAAUCCGAUGCCUUUCGGAGAUAGGAAAAGCCAUAUGCCGUUUGCCGACGAGGCUCCGCUUUGUAGUUCUGCUGCGACUUUGAUGACGGUGCGCUCAAGGUUACCGCAGUGUUAACGAUACCAGCCAAAGCCAUACUUUGUAACUUAUGCGAAUAUUUCCAUGUCAUUUUUUUUACUCUUGAAACCAAAAUGUGCCUUUUUUACCUCAGUAUUUGUGGCUUCAAUAAAAACCAUUGAUUUCAGUAUUAAGAAGAAAGAAAUUAGCACCAAAGAAAGAAAAAUGCAGGAAGGCUGGGACCAAAGAUUUUUAACGUUUACAUCAUGAAGACGUGGCUGCCUAACAUGUGAUCAGAACUAUGAAUGGACAGCACAAAGACACAUUUUUUUACUCUUUAUGAACUUUUGUGGCAGUGUUUUUCGAGUGCAAUGUGCAGAUGACUCGUUAUUUGGAUUUUGUACCAUGCUUGUGUGUCCAAUUCUACUUCCUGUACGUUGUACCUGAUGAGUUUUUUUGGUUCAAUAAAGUAAUUUAUGUUUAUUAAAA
Betta splendens (Siamese fighting fish) is the source of this 2304-nucleotide messenger RNA. It is a transcript of the gene snai1a, whose product is annotated as snail family zinc finger 1a. The record is from RefSeq and is a predicted model, not a curated record. Bases 263 to 1036 code for a protein of 257 amino acids. Lineage: Eukaryota; Metazoa; Chordata; Actinopteri; Anabantiformes; Osphronemidae. The transcript is spliced from 3 exons. Gene Ontology annotation, molecular function: DNA-binding transcription factor activity, RNA polymerase II-specific; RNA polymerase II cis-regulatory region sequence-specific DNA binding. Gene Ontology annotation, biological process: regulation of DNA-templated transcription.